Castor canadensis (American beaver) is the source of this 2611-nucleotide messenger RNA. It is a transcript of the gene Ppcdc, whose product is annotated as phosphopantothenoylcysteine decarboxylase. NCBI's taxonomy places the organism in Eukaryota, Metazoa, Chordata, Mammalia, Rodentia, Castoridae. Gene Ontology annotation, molecular function: phosphopantothenoylcysteine decarboxylase activity; FMN binding. The record is from RefSeq and is a predicted model, not a curated record. Gene Ontology annotation, biological process: coenzyme A biosynthetic process. Gene Ontology annotation, cellular component: phosphopantothenoylcysteine decarboxylase complex.
CUUUGCAAGAUUGCUCCUUUCAAAGUCAUUUCCUCCUGUCUAGAAAAAUUACUCAUACUUCAGGACUCAUCCUGAGUGUCAUCCUUUCUGUGACAUGGUCUGAAACAGUCACUAGGUAGCCACAGCACUUGGUACAACCUGUUUUUACAGUACCUGCCACAUACAUUGCCACUGGUUUGUGUGGAGAUGAGGCCUAACUUUCUCACCACCCUCUGUGCUCCUGCAAGCUGGCACUGCUGACCUCCUGGGCAACCCCAGCAUCUGGCUCAGAAUUACCACGUGAUGCUCUCUGUGCGCUUUUUGGAUGAAUAGCUGAAUGAAGGGGGUACCCUUUGUUCUGCUUUAGAUCCUAAGUCCUGACAGAGCUUAUGGAACCCAGGCUUCACAGUCUCCCAGAACUUGAAACCACUAGACCACACAUGGAACCAAGGGCUUCAUCUCCAGCUGCCACACUCUCGGUGGCCAGAAAAUUCCAUGUUCUCGUGGGUGUCACGGGAAGUGUUGCUGCCCUGAAGUUGCCUCUUCUGAUAUCAAAGCUUUUGGAUGUUCCUGGGCUAGAAGUCACAGUGGUCACAACCGAAAAAGCCAAACAUUUCUACAGCCCCCAGGAUGUUCCUGUCACCCUCUACAGUGAUGCUGAUGAAUGGGAGACAUGGAAGCACCGCGCUGACCCUGUUCUCCACAUUGAACUGCGGAGAUGGGCAGACCUCAUGCUUGUAGCACCUCUCGAUGCCAACACUCUGGGGAAGGUGGCCAGUGGUAUCUGUGACAACUUGCUUACCUGUGUCAUCCGGGCUUGGGACCACAGCAAGCCCCUGCUCUUCUGCCCUGCCAUGAACACCGCUAUGUGGGAGCACCCCCUCACCGCACAGCAGGUCAACCAACUCAAGGCCUUUGGCUAUGUGGAGAUUCCCUGUGUGGCCAAGAAGCUGGUGUGUGGAGACCAAGGUCUGGGCGCCAUGGCCGAGGUGGAAACCAUUGUGGAUAAAGUGAAAGAAGUCCUCUUCCAGCACAGUUGAACUGGGAUUUCUGUCUCAUAUGUCCCCUGUACUCAGUGUAUUGUCAGGCUGAGAUGGUGAAGAUGUCAGCAGCAUAUGGUAAAGAUUCUGCAUUUGCUGAUGAGGGUCAGGCCUGGGCCUGCUGUGGAGCCUCUCCCAGGACCUGACCUCCUCCAGGUUAGCUGGAACGUAGGCCCAGGCCCAGCUUCUUUUGAUCAGGAACCCCUCUUUCAGGAGUUCCUCCCUAUUUCUUACUGGGAUGGGCCCAACAAACCAGGGGAGCCCACUGCCAUGUUGCCAUAUUGACCCUGUGCUCCUGGGAGGAACACGCGAUUCUAUCUCCCGCAUAGUAAUUGCUUUUUUUUUUUUAAAUAGAGAGGUCAAAGUUAUUCAUUGAUUUAUUCAUUUAUUUAUUUUUGUGGUGCUGGGGAUCGAACCCAAGACCUUGAGCAUGCCCGGCAAGUGCUCCACCAGUGAGUCACAUCCCGAGUCCAGUAAUUGCUUUUAGAAACAGUGUGGCUGGAGAUCCCUGGUGUGGUAGUCCCCUGACCAGGCCUUGGGAGCUUUGGUCGUUUUGGUGGGGUGCCCAUGUGCCACACAGAGCCAGAAAGUCUGUAAGGCGGCAAGACUCUCAGAUUUCCCAGAGACCAUGCUGUGAGGUUGGAAAUAAGGAAAAAGGACCUUUUAGGAGACUCUUUUGUUCCUUAGCAACCUGUCUGUGGUCUCAGAGAUCAGGGGGCAUUGCCAGGUGAGGCUGGGGAAGGAUCUGCGUUGAUGACUGACCAGCACAGGUGGUUAAGGACAAAGAAUACUGAAGUCACACAGACCUUAGUUCAAAUCCAGCUGUGCCUCUUACCAGCAAUGGGCCUUGGCUUGGGACUUCACCUUCCUGAUCCUUACUUUCCUCAUCUGCAUUAUCAUCCUUACCUCAUGGAGCUGUUGAGAGGAUUAAAUGAUAUAAUGUAUGCAGAAUACAAUUGUCUCCUCUGUCUACUGGGGAUAUAUUCCAGGGCCCCCAGUGGAUGUCUGAACCUACAGAUAGUACCAAACCCUAAGUACACUGCUUUCUCCCAUGCAUGUAUACCCAUGACAAAGUUUAACUUGUAAAUUAGAGCAGUGUGUUAGUCAACUUUUCUUUGCUCUGACGAAUACCUGAGGAAAGCAAAUUGAAGAAUGAUUUAUUUUGGCUCACAAUUUCAAAGGCUUUAGUCUGUGUCCUUUGGCCUUGUCAUUUUAGGCCUGAGGUGAAGCUAAGCAUCAUAGUGAAGGGGUGUGAGAGAGCACAGCUGCAUUUGGCAACCAGGAAGCCGAGAGGAGCAACAGAAAAGGGCCAAGUUACAUCCUUCAAAGCACACUCCCAGUGACCCACUUAUCCAAGUAGGCCUCUCCUUUCACAGUCUUCACCCCCUCUCAAUAGUCUAUUCAGAUUUUGAAUCCAAGUCAGAUUAAAGCAUUGAUUAGGUCAGCACCCUCCUGAUCUAAUUGGCUCUGGAAAUAACGUUGAAGAGACAACCACUGGUGUACAUUACUGAUCUCCUACUCUCAAUCCAAUGAAACUGACAAUCGGGAUUAACUAUCACAUACAGUAAGAGAUUAAUAAUAGCUAAUAAUAA